Rosa rugosa (rugosa rose) is the source of this 997-nucleotide messenger RNA. RefSeq names its product thioredoxin-like protein AAED1, chloroplastic. Gene Ontology annotation, molecular function: antioxidant activity. The record is from RefSeq and is a predicted model, not a curated record. Lineage: Eukaryota; Viridiplantae; Streptophyta; Magnoliopsida; Rosales; Rosaceae. The transcript is spliced from 7 exons. Bases 193 to 792 code for a protein of 199 amino acids.
ACACAGAAAAGUGGUUGCUCCUUGGUGGCUGGUGGUUGGUACAUUAAUUCCAUUUGCUACCGAUCGACAAUCUCUCAGCUUUGUUGUCGUCGAUCACUUUCUUUAUCUCUUCACAAUCUCUCUCGCUCUCUAUUCACCCCAAAAUCAACAGCAUAAUUUAGCAGUCGACGACUUGUCGUUUCCAGAGCCACCAUGACCUCCGCUUUGGAUUUCAGCCCCAGCAUCAGUGAGUCCCUCGGCGACGUUACCAUUUUCACCGCUGCUGGAGACGCCGUCCAGUUCAAGGACCUCUGGGACCAGAACGAGGGGGUGGCUGUUGUUGCACUAUUGAGGCACUUUGGAUGCCCUUGCAGUUGGGAACUUGCUGCAACUCUAAAAGAAUCAAAAGCGAAAUUUGACUCAGCUGGUGUGAAACUAAUUGCUGUUGGUGUUGGUAGUCCUGAUAAAGCUCGUGUCCUUGCAGAACGGUUACCAUUUCCCAUGGAUUCCCUUUAUGCUGAUCCUGAUCGUAAGGCGUAUAAUAUUUUGGGUUUAUACUAUGGAUGGGGUCCAACAUUCUUCAAUCCAGCCAUUAUUGUAAAGAUGUUGUCAAGAUUUGGUGCUCUAAGGAAAGCUGUAAAAAACUAUACGAUUAAAGCCACUCCAGAUGAUAGAAGUGGUGUGUUGCAACAGGGAGGGAUGUUUGUCUUCAAAGGGAAGCAGUUAUUGUAUGCUCGGAAAGACAAAGAGACAAGUGAUCAUGCCCCAUUAGACGAUAUUUUGGAUGUUUGCUGCAAAGUUCCAGUCUCUUGAAACUGUAGUAUCUUUAGGUUUUUCAGUUAUUGGAAUUCAAUCUUCAAUUCACAUUUCAUGUAUCAGUAAUAAGGAAAUCAUAUAUGUAUGAAUAACACACACGUACAUGCGUGUGUAUUUGCAUUAUACACUUUGCAAGCUUCAAAGAGAAAAUUGUUCAUUCGAAAUGGAGUCCAAUAGUAACACGAAAUUUCAUUAUUUUGUA